Heterocephalus glaber (naked mole-rat) is the source of this 1655-nucleotide messenger RNA. RefSeq names its product beta-1,3-galactosyltransferase 6 (gene B3galt6). Gene Ontology annotation, molecular function: galactosylxylosylprotein 3-beta-galactosyltransferase activity. Lineage: Eukaryota; Metazoa; Chordata; Mammalia; Rodentia; Bathyergidae. The record is from RefSeq and is a predicted model, not a curated record. Gene Ontology annotation, biological process: protein O-linked glycosylation; glycosaminoglycan biosynthetic process. Gene Ontology annotation, cellular component: Golgi membrane.
CGGCCCGGUCUCCUCCUCGUCGCCGCAGGUCCCCCGCGAGGUCACUGCGCCCCUGGUUCGCUGCCCCGGGUUCCCGCGGCCCCGCGCCCUGCAGCCCUGUGCGCACGCGUCGCCCCCAUCGGAGCCGCGCCUGCGCACUCGGCGCGUCCCCGCCCACGAUGAAGCUGUUUCGCCGCGCGUGGCGGCGCCGGACGGCGCUCGGCCUGGGCGGCCUCGCGUUCGGCGGCGCCGCGCUGCUGUAUCUGGCGCGCUGCGCGUCCCAGCCCGCCGCCCCCGCCACCGCCUCGCCCCGCGCCGCCGCCUUCCUGGCCGUGCUGGUGGCCAGCGCGCCCCGCGCCGCCGAACGCCGCAGCGCUGUCCGCAGCACGUGGCUGGCAGCGGCGCGGCGCGACGGCCCGGGCGACGUGUGGGCGCGCUUCGCCGUGGGCACGGGCGGCCUGGGCGCCGAGGAGCGUCACGCCCUGGAGCGCGAGCAGGCACUGCAUGGAGACCUGCUGCUGCUGCCCACGCUGCGCGACGCCUACGAGAACCUCACGGCCAAGGUGCUGGCCAUGCUGGCCUGGCUGGACGAGCACGUGGCCUUCGAGUUCGUGCUGAAGGCAGACGACGACACCUUCGCGCGGCUGGACGCGUUGCUGGCCGAGCUGCGCGCGCGCGAGCCCUCGCGCCGCCGCCGUCUCUACUGGGGCUUCUUUUCAGGCCGCGGGCGCGUGAAGCCGGCGGGGCGCUGGCGUGAAGCCGCCUGGCAGUUGUGCGACUACUACCUGCCCUAUGCGCUGGGCGGUGGCUACGUGCUCUCAGCUGACCUGGUGCGCUACCUGCGCCGCAGCCGUGUGUACCUGCGCGAGUGGCACAGCGAGGACGUGUCGCUGGGCGCCUGGCUGGCACCCGUGGACGUGCAGCGCGAGCACGACCCGCGCUUCGACACCGAGUACAAGUCCCGCGGCUGCAACAACAAGUACCUGGUGACUCACAAGCAGAGCCCGGAGGACAUGCUGGAGAAGCAGCGCUCGCUGCUGCACGAUGGCCGGCUGUGCGCGAGCGAGGUGCAGCUGCGCCUCUCCUACGAGUACGACUGGUCGGCGCCGCCCUCGCAGUGCUGCCAGCGGAAGGAGGGCAUCCCCUGACCCAGCCAGAGGAAGCCUGGCAGGGCCGAGAUGGACGCCAAGUGGCCCGGACAGCUUUGAGGCCCAGGAACGCCUUGUAGGUGUGCAUACCGGGUGCCGCGUGCUGACCCUGAUGCAGCUAGCAGGGCCCUGGCCUGUGGUGCUUCCCUGCCACGGGGGCCUGGACAUCCCCCUUACCUGCCCCAGCGACUGCGGUCGGGGUUCACUGACCACCUGGACCAGAGCGGGGACAGAGCCGCUGGCAGGCCCCUGCACUGAACUCACCCGGGUGGCACACAAGGGGUUUUCGCCAAAACUGCCUUUGUACCGUUUGGACAGAUUGUUUUUUGUCUCUGGUCGGUAUCAUUGGUCAUGUUUAAGUCAGAAUUGAGUCAGCCACAUCGAUUAACUUUGAUGGCGUUGUGGUCCUAGAGUUCGUGGUAAAUAUAACUCAGUGUUUGCCUGCGUCCUAUUUAUAAGUGCUGUUAUUUGUGUAGAUAAGCUUUAGGUUGGGAGUGUCUGGAUGUUUUAAAAAAUUAUUUGAGAAGA